CCCUGCAGGAGGAAGCUUGAAGGCAGAGCCUCAUUUCAGUGAAGUCACUGGUGUCUGUUGGCUGCUUUUAUGUGUCCUGGUGAGUGAAAUCUGCUUGUCUUGCAAAGAAAGCUAGCUCUGAUCUAGAUCUACCAGAUAUUAAUACCACAGCAGCAGCCACAUGAUGCUCUGCCGGGGGAUGGACGUUUUUUAGAAGUUAGUUUUAAGAUAAAGGGAAAACAGUUUUUUCUGGUUUUGACAAUGUUUUCCUGGCUUCUUUCAAUUGCAAACAACUUUCCUUCUCUGGACUGGACAUACUGGCGUUAAGAAAGUUAUUUCACUUGUCUUGAAGGAAGGACAUAACAAUGAAUAAUCAGUCGAUGUCAGGGAGAACCAUGGUGCCGACCAUCCCGUCUAUUAUGUUUAUUUUCGGGGUGGUUGGGAAUGUCAUCGCCAUCGUGGUUCUUUGUAAAUCUCGCAAAGAACAGAAAGAAACCACGUUUUACACGCUGGUGUGUGGACUGGCAGUCACGGACCUCCUUGGCACACUGCUGGCCAGUCCCGUCACCAUCGCCACUUACGUGAAAGGAUCUUGGCCCGGAGAGGACCCGCUGUGCCAGUACUUCGGGUUCACCAUGCUUUUCUUCUCUCUGGCUGGGCUCAGUAUCAUCUGUGCCAUGUCGGUGGAGAGGUACAUUGCCAUAAACCAUGCUUACUUCUACAAUGACUAUGUGGACCAAAAACUGGCGGGUGUGACUCUCCUAGCGAUCUACAUCUCCAACGCGCUUUUCUGCGCGCUGCCUAUUAUCGGCUUUGGACAGGUGAAGAAGCAGUACCCGCAAACCUGGUGUUUUUUAGAGUGGAGGAGCAAUAAGACCAGCGAUGCCGCCUACUCCUACAUGUAUGCGGGGUUCAGUUCUCUUCUUAUUCUAGCCACUGUUAUCUGUAAUGUGCUGGUGUGCGUGGCUUUGAUCCGCAUGCACCGGCGUUUCGUGCGCAGGAUGUCGCUAGGAACCGAUCUGGGGCGCAACUUGGACCCGCGGAGGAGAGGGCGCAGCUUUGGGCGACUGGCCGGGGCAGAAAUUCAGAUGGUUAUUCUCCUCAUAUUCACCUCGGCAGUGAUACUUAUCUGCUCCAUCCCACUUGUUGCUCAGGUGUUUUUGAAUCAGCUGUAUAAGACUCCAGUGGAGCUGCGGUUAGAAAAAAACCCUGAUUUACGAGCGAUACGUUUCGCCUCCUUCAACCCUAUUCUUGACCCCUGGAUCUACAUCCUGCUCCGCAAGGCUGUUCUUCUUAAGCUCAUUGAAAAUAUCAAGUGCUUAUUUUGCAAGAUAGGAGCACGGGGGCAACAAAGACAGGGAAACUUUCACUGCAUAGAUGCUCAUCAACUUUCCUCUGUCAUCUCUAAACGGGACUCACAGUCCCUGGUUUCCCACAACUUCCGAGAUGUCACCAGCACUUCCCAGACCUUCCUCUACCUGCCAGAGGGAUGCGAGACGUACCCAGGAAGCUGUCAUACAGCACAAAGACUUUCUGGUUCCCAACAUUUAUCUGUCAGAAACUCACAAGCUUCUUAUUCUGAGCAAGACAGCGUUGGGUCACAUAGAGAAGGGACAAAUGUCAGCAAAGACCUUUCAGCUCUACCAUGCCCAAAAGAUACAGCACUACAGGUGUCAUUGAGCAAUGAGACAGUGGAAGAGAAAUGCAUCUGAAUCAGGUGAAAUUUCUCAGUUUGCCCUGAGAUAGAUUGUCUGCUGAAUGUUUUCUCCAAAAGUUUAAACCUCUAAAAAUGCAGGAUGGCACAUAAAUAGAUAACUCUUCUUGUGACUUGAAGUGCUCUGAGCUUUAUCGUCCUGUGUUUUCUGUUUCAGCACCCAGCUACCUCAGGUGAUGACUAUCUGUGACUGUGUAAGCAGAUUUUUGUCAUUUUGCCCAAAAAUAGAUGUUCAAACAGAGAUGACACAUUUCUUUAUGGUUCAAGUGUCACUGAUGGAAAAUAUAUUCUUCCUGGAAUUUCAGUUACUUUGUUCAAUCGUUGUGGAAACCUUUACUGUAAACUAGAUGAAGCCAGUAGUAUCAGAAUAUUUGAGUCACACAAUGAAAAUGAUUGAAUGCAAUCCUUAUGAGUAAUCAUGGGCAUGUGUGCUGCCAUUGUAAGGAUUGAUUGGUUAAACACACUCCUGUACACUGCUUCUUGAAGGACAUAUUGUGUUGGUUCCAUGACUAACGUACAGUGCAGUAUUAUUAUGUGGUGAACACCGACUUUUUUGUUCCUCAGCCCUGGAAUACACACAAAUAUGCCAUCUCAAAUUAUGAAAACUUUUCCAUCGUACAAUGAGGGUACAAAGAUUCCUGCACUGUAGUUAUUAAUACCAAACUAUUUAAAUUUGACUGGGAAUGUUGAACGUUUUUCCGCAGCUACGGCAAAUAUGAUUUAAAUCAGUGGACAAAUGUGAAGCAUCAAGAUGAGGAUAUUUCAACACACCUCUCUGGAAAAAAUCAGUGUUCUAAAUUAGUGUUGCGUAAAGUAUUGUUUAUAAAAAAAUAUUCUUCUCUAGGAGAAGGUUUUAAUUAUUAGUAACUACUCUAAAGGGAUUGUCCACCCUAAAGGAGUACUGUAUUAACAUGCUCAUGCUCAUAAAGCACUAUUUUCAGGCUCAAAUAACUAGACAGCUUAUUUACAAAAUAUUUUAUACUAGUUAGGGCAGCAACUAAUGAUUCUUCUGACUUUCUCACUUAACUGCUGAAUCGUUUAGUCAAAAUGUAAGAAAAUUGUGAAAAAUAUCAACAUCAAUUUCUCAAAACUCAAGGUGCCAUCUUCAAUCAGUUGUCCAUUUUGUCAAAGCAGCAGUCCAAAACUCAACUAUAUUUAGUUCACAAUGAUACAGAGAGAAUCAGAAAUAACUUACACUGAAGCUGGUACCAGCAGGUGUUUGGCAGUUUUGCUUGAAAGCAGCAAUUACAAUGAAUCGUUGAUCAAAAUAGUUUUUGAGGAUUUGACUAAUUGUUUUGGCUCUUGUAUCAAUUAGGCAAAUAUGAGGUUAUGUAAUUUAACAGUACUAAAUUUAAAAACCCAUUUUUGCAGAGGUCAUGUUUAUGUCAAACAAGGACAGGUGACUCAGAGUUUUGGGUUCCUUUUCUGCAUUGCAUUUGUUCCAAUGGCAGAAUUCCCCCUUUAACGUUAUUCUGACACCUUUAGCGGCUCUUUUACCGCUCUAAAAUAGACUGAACUUUUGAACUCUUGUUUUUUUUUUUUUUUAGCCUUUCCACUCAAAUAAGCUUUGUGUCUUAAUUGCAGCAGCUUUUGAAGCACACAGUCUACCUCCUCACCUCUUUUAUUAAAGCGGUUCCAGAUUGUUGCUUAAUGUCACGGAUCACAUUCUUGCUUUUCUUGUUUCUCUUGUUGCUGUUAAUUUUAGACAAGCUUGUUCAUGUACAUAGAUACUGAGGAUCAUGUCCCUCACAAUUAUACAGUGUAAUAAUAGUUAAAUGAAGGUAGAGUUUGAGCCUAUUAAACAUUGUCUUUAAUUUAUUUUUUAAUCCGAUCCUUAAAUUAUGCACUUUAUUUUGUAUUUUCUUUAUAUUGUAAUGUAAAAUUAAAACUCUAGGUAUAAAGUUCAGCAUUGGUUUUUUUUUGGUUUUUUGUUUUUUUUGCUGUUGUACCACUCUCUAUAUCUGUAAGAUACAAGCUGAUAAUAACUUAAAACUUCUGUGUGUUCAGGAAUACAAAUGUGUACAUUUUAUAAUGCAGCUGUAAAUUAACACUCACGCUAUCAUUUCACAGGAAACAUGGCCUUUGACAUGUCGUCAUAUGCUGUCAAUAUAAAGCGGAAGUUAAUAAUGUAAGCACCAAGUUUCUCACACU
Larimichthys crocea (large yellow croaker) is the source of this 3844-nucleotide messenger RNA. RefSeq names its product prostaglandin E receptor 4 (subtype EP4) a (gene ptger4a). Lineage: Eukaryota; Metazoa; Chordata; Actinopteri; Sciaenidae. The record is from RefSeq and is a predicted model, not a curated record. Gene Ontology annotation, molecular function: prostaglandin E receptor activity. Gene Ontology annotation, biological process: cellular response to prostaglandin E stimulus; positive regulation of cytosolic calcium ion concentration; adenylate cyclase-activating G protein-coupled receptor signaling pathway. The coding region runs from base 345 to 1691 and encodes 448 amino acids. Gene Ontology annotation, cellular component: plasma membrane. The transcript has 2 exons.